CCCAAAAUGCUCGGGUUACAGGCAUGAGCCACCUUGCAGAUCAUAAUCUACCUUCUCAGCCCAAGGAGCAUAGCAUUGGUCAGAAGCAUCACCAGGAGGAAAUAAUUCACAAGUUGGCCAUGCAGCUGAGACACAUUGGGGACAGUAUUGAUCAUAGGAUGGUUCGAGAGGAUCUUCAACAGGAUGGCAUAGAUGCACUAGAUGGUUUUGUCUUCUUUUUCUUUAGAAGAGUUCAGGUGUUGUUGCAUUUUUUCUGGAACAACCAUUUGCUGUAAAAGGAAAGUAAAGGUCAAGUUCUGCUUUCUUUUUACCCUCUGAGAAACAUGAAUCCCACUGGGACAGACAGGAAGAACAACCUUCUUCGUCUCCCAUCACUGUUGGUCUACACCUGGUUUGUUGAAGAACUGCAGGCUCACGAGCCAUUUGUCUCUUCGGAGGAACUAGCUAUGAGAUGUCUGCAAUCACGUCAUGAUAAAGCCCAAGGAGUAAACCCCAGGAAGCCUUGCUGCCCAGAAAAUGCCAGUGCUGUGGAUGGUCCCAGGGCUCCUUGUGAGGAAACCUUGAACAUUUCCUUCCAGGAAUGAAAGAGAAUCUCGUCCACAAACUAAAGAUCACAGAAAUGGGCACUUUCUCCUGGGCCACUCCCUGGGCACCAUGCCCUCUGGUGACCUGUUGGCUCCACUCUCGUUACUCAUGUCCAGAUCUGCAGUGACAGCUUCUCCUUCUCAGUGACAUGUCACCUCCCUGCCCCAGUCCUGGCCCCAACUCUCUCUGGAAAAUCGAAGUGAAACAUUUGUCUCUAAUACUCAAAUCCAACAUAUGGUCCAUCUCAUCUACCUUCCCAUUUCCAUGCCUAGAGGCCCCACGACUACCACUAGCACCGUUGGGUGUUUCCUUCUCAGGCUCUGAUUCUACAACAUUUACGUUCUUGUCUCACCUUUGAUCCUCUUACUCCUCUGUGACCCCCUUCAGGUCUUCCUUCAGCACUCCAGUGUUUUCCCAUACCACUCAACCCUGCUCCAAGGUGUCUUUCCCUGCUCUGCCAUCCUCUUUUAGGCUUGCCUGCUUAAAAUUGGGAGUGCUUAGUCCUUAGCCAACAGUCCUGCCUUCUAGAAGAGUGUAAGACCUGACAGAGUUAUGAAUCCAUCACAAGGCAAAAACUUCUCUGUUCCUAUUGCUGGAUGGUUUUGCUGUUAUUGGUUGGUGGGCCCUUUGCCUGUUGAAUGUAUUUCACUCAUUCUCUCCUGCACGCUCUGACGCAGUUCUUUCACCUCCAUUCUUCUCCUUUUACGUUUUGUCUACCUCAUAGUCCCUCUCUCCCCUCCUUUAAAAUAAUUAUAAAUAUUAAGAAGGUUUGUUGUUAUAAAUUAAAAGUUUAUGUAUCUUGAGCUCUUCAUAGUAGUGUUAUUUUUAAAAAUUCUAAAACAGAAAUAAAUAUUGUUAUUUUAUUGAGCAUGAAA
Molecule: messenger RNA, 1460 nt
Organism: Macaca mulatta (Rhesus monkey)
Lineage: Eukaryota; Metazoa; Chordata; Mammalia; Primates; Cercopithecidae
Source: RefSeq, a predicted model, not a curated record